Molecule: messenger RNA, 1061 nt
Organism: Perognathus longimembris pacificus (Pacific pocket mouse)
Lineage: Eukaryota; Metazoa; Chordata; Mammalia; Rodentia; Heteromyidae
Gene: C4H2orf72
Product: chromosome 4 C2orf72 homolog
Exons: 3
Coding region: 1-891 (296 amino acids)
Source: RefSeq, a predicted model, not a curated record
AUGGAGCGCGAGCAGGCGGCGGCGGCGGCGGCGGCGCGGCCCGGGGCCCCGGCGGAGCCGCCUGGAUUCCAGGCGCUGGUGGAGGCGGCGGGGGGCCGCGGGCAGGUGCUGCUGGUGGGCGAGCUGUGGGAGCGCGAGCAGAGCCGCGCCCUGCUGCGGGACUUCGCCCGCGCCGUGUUCCCGCCCGAGCCCGCCGGGGGGCCCCGGGGAAGCGCGGCGGCGGCCGGAGCCGAGGGCGCGGACUCGGGCCCGGGCGCGGCGUGCGGGGCGCCCAGGGCCCCGGGGACGGCGCCGCGCGCCCUCCGCUCGCCGCUGGUGUUCGUGCUGUGCCGCGCGGCGUCGCUGGCCGCCCGGGAGCCGCGGCGCCGCGUGCGGGAGAUGCUGCGGGACGUGCGCGGCCGGCGGCGGGCCGGCGCGGCGCUGGUCGGGGUGCUGGUGGCCGACGCGGAGCUGGAGGACGCGGCGGCGGCGGCGGCGGCGGGGCUGCGGCGGCUGGAGGCGCUGCUGCGCGCCGUGUUCGGCCGCCAGGUCGGGGGCCCCGUGCAGGCGGCCGCCUACUGCCCCGCGCGCCCAGCCUCCAGCCUGGCUGCGCAGACGGCCGCCUGCCGGGCCCUGCAAGCCGCGGGACCCGGACGGCCAGAAGGCUCCUGGGAGAGACCCGGCCUCCCAGGGCUGCUGACCUGCUUUUCUUGGGGUCUCCGGAGCCAGAGGAAGAACCAAGAUGCUCCCUUUUCCCAAGGCCCAGCUCAGGGUAAGUCCCAGGAUGUGGAGGAGGAGCUGGCACUCACUGCCGUGUUUCCCAAUGGAGACUGUGAAGACCAUGGAAGUGGAUCCAGGGCCCAGGAUGGAGUUGUCCAUCUUCUGCCUGAGCCCGUAGGAGAUCCGAGAUGAAGGCCGACCCCUCGGGCUGCCCCUGGCUCUGAUCUCAGCCUGGGGACUGGCCCUUCUCGCUGAGCUCAUGUCUGCACGCGGACCUCACCUGCUGGGAGCUGUCACAUUCCCUCGUGCCAGCUAGGCAGUGGGACUGGCUAAGACGAAUGGAGCCCAGAGGACAAUCUCUC